Messenger RNA from Danio aesculapii, 2807 nucleotides. RefSeq names its product pyruvate dehydrogenase kinase, isozyme 3a (gene pdk3a). Gene Ontology annotation, molecular function: pyruvate dehydrogenase (acetyl-transferring) kinase activity. NCBI's taxonomy places the organism in Eukaryota, Metazoa, Chordata, Actinopteri, Cypriniformes, Danionidae. Gene Ontology annotation, cellular component: mitochondrion. Gene Ontology annotation, biological process: regulation of glucose metabolic process; protein phosphorylation. The record is from RefSeq and is a predicted model, not a curated record. The transcript has 11 exons. The coding region runs from base 232 to 1449 and encodes 405 amino acids.
UUCGCUCUUGUCUACGUGCUGUUUAGCGCAACAGUGGUUAUACUGGGAACACAGGAGACGUUCACGUUUAAUUAACCUGCCUGUUAUAUUAAUAAUAUGAAACGGAGGUGAACGAAUCGGACACGGAUAUUGCUGUCAGCUCUAAUCUGUGGACGCUCUCGGACAUGAGACCAAUAUACAGCUUCAUUUCAUAAACAUCCUGGCCUCAUUCUCUUCACAUUUUCCCUCACAAUGAGACUGUACGCAUUUCUUCUGCAGAAUCAUCUACCGAAGAUAGAAUAUUAUUCGCGGUUUUCGCCAUCGCCGCUGUCAAUUAAACAGUUUCUGGAAUUCGGUCGGGACAAUGCAUGUGAAAAGACGUCUUACAUGUUCCUGCGGAAGGAGCUGCCGGUGCGUCUUGCUAACACCAUGAGAGAGGUCAAUCUGCUGCCGGACAGACUCCUCAGUCAACCUUCAGUCAAACUAGUACAGAAAUGGUACUUGCAAAGCUUUUUAGAGCUUCUGGAAUUUGAGAACAGGAAGCCAGAAGACGGACACGCUCUGAAUGACUUCUUGGAGACUCUUAUUGAAAUCAGGAACAGACACAAUGAUGUGGUCCCGACUAUGGCCCAGGGUGUAAUAGAAUACAAGGAGAAGUUUGGAUUCGAUCCUUUCGUCAGCUCUAACAUCCAGUACUUUCUGGACCGUUUCUACACCAACCGAAUCUCCUUCCGCAUGCUUAUCAACCAGCACACUCUCCUCUUUGGCAAUGACAUCAACCCAGCACAUCCCAAACACAUCGGCAGUAUUGAUCCCAGCUGCAAUGUUGCUGAAGUGGUGACUGAUGCCUACGAAACCGCUAAGAUGGUGUGUGAGCAAUAUUACCAAGCCGCCCCUGAGCUGAAGAUAGAGGAAUUCAAUGCAGCCAAAGCUCCUCAGAAACCCAUCCAGGCAGUUUAUGUCCCCUCUCACCUGUUCCACAUGCUGUUUGAGUUGUUUAAGAAUGCAAUGCGAGCCACCAACGAUCUUCACGAGGGCAGCACGGAGGGUCUUCCUCUUAUAAAAGCAAAAGUGACCCUGGGGAUUGAGGAUCUGUCUGUGAAGAUCAGUGACAGGGGAGGGGGCGUGGCUUUACGGAAGAUCGACAGGCUGUUUAACUACACCUACUCGACUGCACCAACACCCAGUCUGGACUCCAAACGAGUGCCGCUGGCUGGGUUUGGCCAUGGUUUGCCGAUCUCUAGACUCUACGCCCGAUACUUUCAAGGAGACCUGAAACUGUACUCUAUGGAAGGUGUGGGGACUGAUGCCGUCAUCUACCUGAAGGCCCUCUCCAGUGAAUCAUUUGAGCGUCUGCCCGUCUUCAACAAAUCUGCAUGGCGGCACUACCAAGGAGGCCCAGGAGCAGACGACUGGAGCAACCCGAGCAAAGAGCCCAGAGACACCUCCAUAUACAAGGCCAAAAGAUAAUCGCACUCACCCCAUCCAAACACCCAUAACACUCCCUCUGUCUUUAGUCCAGCCCAUCAAUGCUAAGUGUUCGAUACUUGUUAGCAUUUCCAGAGCAGAAGUGUCUUUAUGUCUCUGCUCCAUCCUACUUUGUGCAGCUACAGACAUAAGAAACAAAACCUCUUUUUUAGCGUCUUCCAAGGCGGUUGGAGGAAAGGGUGAAAAUUUGUGGCCAGGGUUGAUGGAUAGUUUCCUUCUUUCUUUCUUUUUAAAUCGUGCCACACAGUAACCCCAGUAAAACAGCCAGAGAAGGAAAAAACAAAGAGCACUGCCAUUCAGUAACACACAGGCAAUAGAGAGCUGGUUGGUCAGCAGUUUCUGGCAGCGGUGUAAUGGAGAACCACUCUGAAAAGCCUCAGGAGAAAUUAACUUGAUUUCAGUAGACUCGAAAUUUCACGAAACUAGUUCGAUAUUCAGGUUAUUUUCCGUGUAGCAUCAAAAGAAAAAUAUGAAUGUAUUUUGCAUGAAGAAAAAAGCUUUGAAGAGUUAUUACAUAAUAUAUAAAAAAAUAUAUAUCAAUAGGGUUGUCACGUUACUGGAAUUUGAUACCAAUCGGUACCAGAAUUAAAAAAACGUUCAUUUACUGCUACCAUUCAAGCGCAUUCUUAAACACUGCUGAUUUGCCAUUGUGUUCAAGUGCUCAACAGAAAUGACUGUGAUUGACCAUGAAGGUCAUCCGUUCACCCAACUCACCGCUGUUUACCGAGUGUAAACACAUAUACAGGGACACAAAGCCCUGUCGAUUGGCUAGUUUGUCUAUAAGCUGACAUACAAGCGAUCUGCUGAUGAAUCGCGGCUUUAAAAUGCUCCAGUGUCCCUGUAUCUGUGGUUACACGCAGUAAACAGCGGGGAGUUCGGUGAACUGAUGACCUUCACGGCCAAUCGCAGUCAUUUCAUGUGAACACAAUGGCAAAUCAGCGCUGUUUAAGAAGGUAAAGUCUAGAUCGGAUACGUAGCCGGCUGGAAGUGCGAUAUGCACAUUAAUAUAGCAGCAUUUUUUAUGACACUGUAUAACAAUAAUUAAUAUUUUACAUUACUGUGAUGGUCGGGUUUAGGGUUAGGGUGGGGGUAGGCGUUAAAAAAUACAAUUUAUUGGGUAAUUUAUUAGAUAGCAUAAAUAAUACUUGGUAUAACUACUGUUUUAACAGUGCUGUGGUGGUUGGGUGGGUUUAGGGUUGGGCUGGGGGUAGACGUAAUACAAUACAAUAAAUGGGAAAUUUAAUAAAUUAUAUAAAUAAUUCUCGUUAACUUCUGGCCGCAACCAUAUCUGAUCUAACAACAACCGUUUAAGAACGUGUUCCACUGCACUUAAAUGUUAG